Paralichthys olivaceus (Japanese flounder) is the source of this 2396-nucleotide messenger RNA. The record is from RefSeq and is a predicted model, not a curated record. Lineage: Eukaryota; Metazoa; Chordata; Actinopteri; Pleuronectiformes; Paralichthyidae.
UUCUUCAUUGGUAUUUGUACCGUUGUUUUCCAGUGAUGGGGAAUCAGCUGGCCGGCAUCGCUCCGUCUCAGAUCCUGUCUGUGGACAGUUAUUUCUCUGACAUCCACGACCAUGAGUACGACAAGAGCCUGGGCAGCACUCGCUUCUUCAAGGUGGCCCGGGCUAAACACCGCGAGGGCCUGGUGGUGGUCAAAGUCUUCGCCAUCCAGGACCCAUCGCUGCCUCUGACCAGCUACAAACAGGAGCUGGAGGAGCUGAAGAUCCGGCUGCACUCCUGCCAGAACUGCCUGCCCUUCCAGAAAACCUCCCUGACGGAGAAAGCCGCCAUCCUGUUCCGCCAGUACGUCCGGGACAACCUGUACGACCGCAUCAGUACCCGGCCUUUCCUCAACAACGUGGAGAAGCGCUGGCUGGCCUUUCAGAUCCUCAAUGCCGUCGACCAGGCACACAAAUCUGGCGUCCGCCACGGUGACAUCAAGACAGAGAACGUGAUGGUGACCAGCUGGAACUGGGUGCUGCUCACAGACUUCGCCAGCUUUAAGCCCACGUACCUGCCAGAGGACAACCCUGCCGACUUCAACUACUUCUUCGACACAUCCCGACGGAGGACGUGCUACAUCGCUCCCGAGAGGUUUGUGGAUGGAAGCAUGUUUACAACAGAGAGCGACCAGAACACGCCGCUGGUGGACCUGACCAACAACAACCAGAGGAGCAGAGGGGAGCUCAAACAGGCCAUGGACAUCUUCUCUGCAGGCUGUGUCGUAGCAGAACUCUUCACUGAGGGCGUCCCGCUCUUCGACCUGUCGCAGCUGCUGGCGUAUCGCAAAGGACUGUUUCAGACCGAGCAAGUGCUCAUGAAGAUUGAGGACCGGAGCAUCCGAGAGCUGGUGGGUCAGAUGGUGCAGCGGGAGCCUGAGAAGCGCCUGACGGCGGAGGAGUAUCUGAAACAGCAGAGAGGAAAAGCCUUCCCCGACAUCUUCUACACCUUCCUGCAGCCGUACAUGGCUCAGUUUGCCAAAGAGACCUUCCAGUCGGCAGACGAGCGAGUGCUCGUCAUCCGCAAAGACCUCGACAACAUCCUGCACAACCUGCGAGGAGGCUCCUCGUCUUCAUCGCAGGAGAGCAGCGAGAGCGUGCUGAGCUCCAGGGAGGAGCAGGGCCUCAUCGUCCUGGUGUCUGUCAUCACCUCCUGCCUGCAGACGCUGCACUCCUGCGACUCCAAACUUGCCGCUCUGGAGCUCACCCUCCACCUGGCUCCCCGGCUUGGCGUCGACAUCCUGCUGGACCGCAUCACGCCCUACCUGCUGCACUUCUGCAACGACCCCGUUCCUCGGGUGCGAGCUCAGGCGGUAAGAACUCUGGCCAAAGUGCUGGCGCUGGUGAAGGAGGUGCCUAGGAACGACGUCAACAUCUAUCCAGAGUACAUCCUGCCAGGCAUCGCACACCUCGCCCAGGACGACGCCACCAUCGUCAGGCUGGCGUACGCAGAGAACAUUGCACAUCUGGCGGAGAGCGCGUUGCGUUUCCUUGAACUCGUUCAGGAAAACAACGUGAACACAGAGCAGGACCUGAGCGGCGAGGACGCGGAGGAAACACUUCACCCGAACGAAAACUACGACUCAGAGCUGCAGGCGCUGCACGAGAUGGUGCAGCAGAAGGUGGUCACGCUGCUGUGCGACUCCGAGAACAUCGUCAAACAGUCGCUGAUGGAGAACGGCAUCACGCGCCUCUGCGUCUUCUUCGGCCGACAGAAAGCCAACGACGUACUGCUGUCCCACAUGAUCACCUUCCUCAACGACAAGAACGACUGGCACCUGCGAGGAGCCUUCUUCGACAGCAUCGUGGGCGUGGCGGCGUACGUGGGCUGGCAGAGCUCCUCCAUCCUGAAGCCUCUCCUGCAGCAAGGUCUGAGCGACACGGAGGAGUUUGUCAUCUACAAAGCUCUCAACGCUCUCACCUGCAUGUGUCAGCUGGGUCUGCUGCAGAAACCUCACAUCUACGAGUUUGUCAGCGAUAUUGCUCCAUUCCUGUGUCAUCCCAACCUGUGGAUCCGUUACGGGGCGGUGGGCUUCAUCACUGUGGUCGCUCAGCACCUCAACGUGGCCGAUGUCUACUGUAAACUAAUGCCCCACCUCAACCCCUUCAUCACCCAGCCCAUCAUCCAGAUCGAUAAGGAGCUGGUCCUGCUGAGCGUCCUGAAGGAGCCGGUCAGUCGGUCCAUCUUCGACUACGCGCUGCGCUCCAAAGACAUCGCCAGCCUCUUUCGACACCUGCUGCUGCGGCAGAAGAAGCGAGCCGGAUCUAUCCCAGAAUGCCCCACUCCCGAGGACCCGGCCAUCGCUCAGCUCCUCAAGAAGCUUCUGUCACAGGUCAGAACGACAACAAGUUGUUUGUGA